Betta splendens (Siamese fighting fish) is the source of this 1395-nucleotide messenger RNA. RefSeq names its product cAMP-regulated phosphoprotein 19b (gene arpp19b). Gene Ontology annotation, molecular function: protein phosphatase inhibitor activity. The transcript is spliced from 3 exons. NCBI's taxonomy places the organism in Eukaryota, Metazoa, Chordata, Actinopteri, Anabantiformes, Osphronemidae. The record is from RefSeq and is a predicted model, not a curated record. The coding region runs from base 210 to 548 and encodes 112 amino acids. Gene Ontology annotation, cellular component: cytoplasm.
CAAGGCUCGUAAUGUAUCUGCUGCUUGACACAGGCCUGUUGUAUUGAUCUGAUCUCAGCCUCUGGCAUCGAUUCGCCGGCCUGUUGUCGGAAAGGCUCCUGCUGUCGCCCGCCUAAUCGCUGGCAGUGGUGUCUUCUUCUUCCACAGCAGCUUGGGUUGCUAACAUUACGUCUCCAGUUUUGUGACUAAAGCGGGAAUACAAUUGAUCAAUGUCCGGGGAGAUGGAAGAAACGAGGACGGCGGAGGAACAGCAGGAAAUGGAGGACAAAGUAAUUAGUCCGGAGAAAGCAGAGGAGGCCAAACUGAAGGCCAGGUAUCCUAACCUUGGAGCCAAGCCAGGAGGCUCAGACCUGCUCAGGAAAAGGCUUCAGAAGGGGCAAAAAUAUUUUGACUCCGGAGACUACAACAUGGCCAAGGCAAAAAUGAAGAAUAAACAGUUGCCAUCAGCCCCAACAGAGAAGACUGAAAUCACUGGGGGGCACAUCCCAACACCUCAGGACCUGCCUCAAAGAAAGACAUCAAUUGUGGCCAGCAAACUGGCUGGUUGACAGUUUUUCACGUGUCGUGUUUUGUUACCAUUCCAGCCCCCACUUCAGAUCUACCUGAUGUUUGUGUUUAUGUUUCACUUUUGUGCUUAUUCUCCAAGGACAUGUUAUGUACUAAGCCAAAUACUUCAAAAAAUGGCAACUGUCGGUGAGUUAUGUACUCAAAUAGCACAUGAAAAUGUAAGUCAAGAUAUUAAGAUAAUGGAAAUGUGACUGUUUUGUGGAAUCGACCUUACCUGAACAUGUUUAGAUUUGAAAGUAAGCUAAAAUGCUAGUGUGUUUUCUUCACUAUAUGUGCCUCCUUACAGUUGCCAUCAUAUGACUAAAGAGCAUGUUCAUCAAUAUGAACAUAAUCUGCUUCUUCCAUGUUAAUCAUAAAUACUUGACUUCAGGCAAAAAAGUCAUUUUUGCUACUGAUUUGUGUGAAGUAGGUUUGAGUGUUCAUGCACUCACUUAUGAGUACAACUGUUAAAAUAGUGAACAAGUGAAGUAGUCCUGCUUAUCCUUCUUAUCCUUGUUUGUGACACUAUUUGAAUCUGUAUUGAAGAUUAGAUCACACAUGUACCUUUGUAGCCAGUUGUGUUUUAAUUCAUUUUAGUGACAUUGUUUUGCCAAGUUUUUCUGCUGGUUUCCAUCUCAUCUUGACCUCUGUAAUGCUCAAGAUGAGGUAAUGAACUGUUGAUCCUCUUGAGCAAUAUUUGCUCCCUCAGUGAGAAUCUUGACUGAAAUGUUUAUCACUGUCUGACUGGAAUCACUUAGGAAGAAACUCCUUUGACAUGUCUGGAGUGUGCAUGUGCAGUCACACUGUGCCAUUUGUUUUGUAAAUAAAAUAGUUUUGCAUAAUACCUUA